This is a messenger RNA of Brenthis ino (lesser marbled fritillary), 2931 nucleotides long. NCBI's taxonomy places the organism in Eukaryota, Metazoa, Arthropoda, Insecta, Lepidoptera, Nymphalidae. The record is from the annotation of a GenBank genome assembly.
AUGCGCACUCGUCUCAUCGCGGCACUUAGAAAUAUUGCGUUCGGUCGACCGGCCUCAUGUAAUCUCGAACAAACGACGUUAUACGUAGGCAAAAUGAGCGUUGAAAAUCCAGCCAGUGAUAAUGAUUGUGAUUCAGGAAAGGUAAAUGGUAAUAAAAGUGAACACGUGAACGGCAUCCACAACGGAUACAGUAGCUCUGAAAAACAUAGGAGCAGCCAUAAGUCUUCAAGCAAGGACAAGCAUCGCGAUAAGGACCGAGACAGAGAGCACAAGAGCUCUUCGAAACAUAGCAGUUCAAACAGGGAUAAAGAUAAGGACAGACAUUCAAGCAGCAAAAAUCACAGCAGCUCUCAUAAAUCUUCCAGUAAGGAUAAAGAACGCGAUAGGGAUCACAAAGAUCGAGAUAAGUACAAGGAAAAAGACCGUUCUGAAAAAGAAAAGGAUCGUAGUGACAGAGACAAAGAUAGACAUAGAAGUGACAAAGACAAACAUAGGGAUAAAGAUAGAGAUAAAGAGAGAAGUGACAGGGACAAACAUAGGUCAAAUGAUGGAGAAAAAAAGUCAUCAAAAGAAAAUUCAUCUUCAAAAGAUAAAGAACACAAGUCCAAGGAUAGAGAUAAGGAGAGGGAUGACAAAGAUCGACACAGAAGUGAUAAGGAUAAACAUCGCAGUGAUAAAGACAGGCACUCCAGUUCCAAAGAAAAAUACAGCUCUAGUAAAAGUAAAGAUAAAAGCAGCAGCAGUGAAAAUAAACAACAAAUCAAAACUGAAGAGAGUGAAGAUUAUUCCAAACAAGAGCCUAUGGAGGUAGAAGAUAUUAAAGUAAAAGAAGAAAUAAAAGUAGAUGUUGAAUAUGAUGGAUAUGCAGGUGCCAACACUACUAUGUCUUCAUGUGAUUACUCAAUGUCCCAGUUCAAAGAUGAACCUCUCUCAGAACUUCCCCCUGAAGAUGACAGUAUGACUGGUGAGGAAGAAGAUGUACCUUUGUUGGAUCGCAUGGCAUCAAAGAAAAGAGCUGCCAGUGAGAGUGAGGAAGAUAUACCUUUACUUCAGCGCAAGAAAUCGAAAAAGAAAGUAAAAAAAGAAACAUUUGAUGAUGAUGAUGAAGAAGAAGAGGCACCUAAACCUAAAAAGAAGAAAAAGAAAACUGAAAAAGUAAAAGCUAAUAAAAGUGUUAAGUCAGAAACUGAAGAUGGCCCAAGUCCUACAAAACGCAAGAAAAAGGGAGAAGAAGAAGAACAAGAAGUUUGGAAAUGGUGGGAAGAAUCAAAAAAGGAUGAUGGUACCAAAUGGUAUUUUCUGGAACACAAAGGCCCACUGUUUGCACCUCCAUAUGAACCCCUGCCUGAAAAUGUUAAGUUCCGUUAUGAUGGUAAAGUUAUAAAAUUAUCCCAGGAUAGUGAAGAAGUGGCAGGAUUCUACGCUCGAAUGUUAGAUCAUGAUUACACUACAAAGUCGACAUUUAAUAAUAACUUCUUUAAUGAUUGGCGUAAAGUGAUGACUCAUGAAGAAUCAAAACUCAUUAAAGAUCUUUCAAAAUGUGACUUCAAGGAAAUGCAAGCUUACUUCCUAAGUGUGUCGGAAAAAAAUAAAAAUCGUUCAAAAGAAGAGAAAGCGGCACUCAAAGCCAAAAAUGAUGAAAUCCAGAAAGAGUACGGUUUUUGUAUUAUAGAUGGGCACAAAGAAAAAAUUGGUAACUUCAGAAUAGAACCCCCUGGACUUUUCAGAGGAAGAGGCGAGCAUCCAAAAAUGGGUAUGCUGAAAAAGCGUGUGAUGCCUGAAGAUGUUCUAAUUAAUUGUUCUAAGGAUAGUAAAAUACCUAAGCCUCCUGCCGGACGCAAAUGGAAAGAAGUUAGACAUGACAACACCGUCACAUGGUUGGCCUCUUGGACUGAGAAUGUUCAGGGCCAAGCCAAGUAUGUCAUGUUAAAUCCUAGUUCUAAACUGAAAGGAGAAAAGGAUUGGCAAAAAUAUGAGAUUGCCAGACAAUUACAUAAAAGUAUAGAUAAAAUUAGAAGUACAUAUAAAGCUGAUUGGAAAGCUAAAGAAAUGCGUAUUCGUCAACGAGCUGUUGCACUCUACUUUAUUGAUAAAUUAGCUUUGAGAGCUGGUAACGAAAAAGACGAUGAUCAAGCAGACACGGUCGGUUGUUGCUCUCUUCGUGUUGAACACAUUGAACUGCACAAAGAAAAAGAUGGUAAAGAAUAUGUUGUAGUGUUUGAUUUCCUGGGUAAAGAUUCAAUUAGAUAUUAUAAUGAGGUGCCAGUGGAGAAACGUGUGUUUAAGAAUCUCGAACUAUUUAUGGAGAAUAAAAAAGGCAGUGAUGAUUUGUUUGAUAGGUUAAACACACAAACAUUGAAUGAACAUUUGAAAGAAUUGAUGCCAGGGUUGACCGCCAAGGUCUUCCGUACUUACAAUGCUUCUAUAACCCUACAAAUGCAACUUGAUGAACUAACCGAUCCAGAUGUCUCGUUACCAGAAAAGAUUUUGGCAUACAAUAGAGCAAAUCGCGCUGUCGCUAUUCUUUGCAACCAUCAACGUGCUGUGCCUAAAGGUCAUUCGAAGUCUAUGGAGGCUUUAAAAGAGAAAAUUCAAGCUAAGCGAGACCAAGUGGAUGAAGCUGAGGCAGAUCUUGAAGAUGCUGCCAAAGCUGCCAAAAGAGGCUCAGUUAAGGAAAAACUGGCAUGUGAUAAAAAGAAAAAAGCUCUUGAACGACUGAAAGAGCAGUUAAAGAAACUAGAGUUACAAGAAACAGAUCGUGAUGAAAACAAAACUAUCGCUCUCGGCACCUCCAAGCUAAACUAUCUCGAUCCCCGUAUUUCUGUUGCAUGGUGCAAAAAGCAUGGCGUACCCAUUGAAAAAAUCUACAAUAAAACUCAGCGCGAUAAAUUUCGAUGGGCUAUCGACAUGGCCGGACCCGAUUACAUUUUC